AGAAUCCUAGGAAUUGAAGAAAGUCAAAACUUUAUAUCCUGGUCACCCUCUGGUACACAGUUUUGUGUGCAUGACAUGCAUCAAUUCUCCAAAGACAUCUUGCCUCAGUACUUUAAACACAACAACUGGCCAAGCUUUGUACGUCAACUAAAUAUGUAUGGAUUCCACAAGGUCGGCGAAGUUUCUGGCUCUCAUUCAAGAGCAUUGAUUCGACAUGAUUCAAACGUAGUUUACAAGUUUCGCCAUCCCGAUUUCCAAAGGAAUCGCCAAGAUCUAUUGCAUCGAAUCAGACGUAAA
Molecule: messenger RNA, 297 nt
Organism: Phycomyces blakesleeanus NRRL 1555(-)
Lineage: Eukaryota; Fungi; Mucoromycota; Mucoromycetes; Mucorales; Phycomycetaceae
Product: heat shock factor-type transcription factor
Exons: 2
Biological process (GO): regulation of DNA-templated transcription
Molecular function (GO): DNA-binding transcription factor activity; sequence-specific DNA binding
Source: RefSeq, a predicted model, not a curated record